AUGACGACCUACAAAGCCUACCGCCGUAGCACAAAUCCCGGCCGCCAGACCCUCAUCCCGGUAACAGAAACGAUCCCCGCCCUCAAACCAAGCGAAGUCCUCCUGCGCAUCCACGCCGUCUCCCUUAACUAUCGAGACGUAGCCAUGAUGGAUGGAAAGUAUCCCGUGAAUGUCAUCCCUCACGGCAUCCCCGCCUCCGACUGCGCCGCCCAGGUCAUCGAGAUCGGGCCCGAAGUCAACCAAUUCAAGAUUGGCGAUCACGUUGCCCCAAUCUUCGAUCUGAAUAAUCUCACCGGCACCGAGGAUGAGAUGAGAGCACUAGGUGGUGAUGUGGACGGGGUAUUGCGACAAUUCGCAGUCUUCGAGCAGGAUGUCCUGCUCCAUCUCCCCAAGUAUUUAUCCUGGGAGGAAGCUUCAUGUAUACCCUGUGCUGGAACCACCGCCUGGAAUGCCCUCGCAAUGCCCCGAUCCCACGGCACAGCUCUCCUACAAGGUCUCUCAUCCCAUCCCAUCACAAUCCAGACCUUUAUAACCCUACCAAAUACAACCCCUUUUAUACUGACCUAUACCCAAAUCCCAGGAACCGGCGGUGUAAGCAUCUUCGCUCUCAUCCUGUGUCUAGCAACAGGCAUCCACCCGAUCAUCACAUCCUCCUCCGACAAGAAACUCUCCCACGCCCACUCUAUCGGACCAUCGGGCUCCAUCUCUACAAUCAACUACACCACCCAUCCAAAUUGGGACGAAGAAGUCCACCGCCUCACAAAGCGCGGCGUAGACAUCGUCAUUGAAAAUGUAGGCGUGACGACGAUCUCCAAAAGUCUCGCGAGUCUCGCGAGAAGAGGUCUUGUAUCUAUUGUUGGAUUUUUGGGCGGAUUUGAGGCCGCACAGGUUCCUGAUCUGAUGGGGCCGACUCUGAGGAAGAGUGUGACAAUUCGGGGUAUCUCGGUUGGAUCGAAGAUCGAUCAGAAGAAUUUGUGCGACUUCUUGAAUGAAAAGGAGGUUUCGCUGAGACCACUUUUGGAUCCAAGAGUUUUCUCUUUCGAGGAGAGUCAGGAUGCUUUUGAUUAUUUGUAUGCUGCUAAGCAUACGGGUAAGGUCAUUAUCAGGAUGUGA
Messenger RNA from Penicillium maclennaniae, 1113 nucleotides. Its product is annotated as zinc-dependent alcohol dehydrogenase family protein. The record is from RefSeq and is a predicted model, not a curated record. Lineage: Eukaryota; Fungi; Ascomycota; Eurotiomycetes; Eurotiales; Aspergillaceae. Bases 1 to 1113 code for a protein of 370 amino acids. Gene Ontology annotation, molecular function: oxidoreductase activity. The transcript has 3 exons.